UCUACUACGAGGUUCUUCCACGGUCGAUUGGUGAUAAAACUAGAGCGAGCAUCACAGCCUGCAAUUUGAAUAUCUUCAUCAGGGUUGGACUAACAGCCUCUGGUCGCAACUAAUACAAGUCUUACCACUGACUGUCCACAGCCCCUCCGGAUUCCUUUCAAAGAGUCAUUUCUUUCUUUCUUUCUUUCUCUCUCUCAAGUCUCGGCGUCAAGCCGUUAUCUCCUACGGUCCAGUCAUUGCUCUUGGCUUGGCGUUUGGCCAUCACACACCGCACUCACAGCACCAUCACAGGCUAACUCGACCGUCAUUACGCUCUACACGUGCGAACCUGUUGUUUUAACUAGGGCAACGGGAAAAUAACCCCUAAUCACCACUCCAGCGGGCGUUGCUUUGGGAGCGAAUACUUACUAACAGCGGAGUCAUAAGCUUCCCUCCUUCAUUUCAACAGCCAUGGCUAGAACAUCUGCUGACCACCAUCCGUGUAUCGGGCUAGGUUUUCACGGCCUCUCCCUACUGCAAGCUGACCAGUACAUCUACGCAUUUGGCCCUGGGGAUAGAUAUCUCCUUGGUACUCCGAAUGGUUAUGGCUUUUCCAACCUCCCGAAGGAGAUUGUCGGCGACCUUCACACUGGCCUCAUCAACAGGAUUGUGUGGGCUUCUUUUGGUGAACAUCUUGACUCUUGGUUUGUUACUUAUGAGAUGUUGGACGGCACACAUGUCUAUCGAUUUGGUGAAGCCAUUCCGGCUGAGCUGCGCGACUUCAUCAACCUUGUCUAUGUGCCCCAACUUGGCCCUCCCCCGCCGCUUCGCGUUCAGCUUGGGGCUGGCGGAUCUUAUGUUGCAUGGUCCAACCAACUCUGGAUUUGUGACAAGAUCCCGGAAGCUCUGCGUCUCUUGCUUAAAAAUAUCAGCAUCGACGGACAGGACCCUUCUAGAGGCCUCAUCGAGUUUGGACCUCUACGAAACGUGACUUGGCACCAAAAUGGCUCUUACUUCAUAACAGCAACUCUUGCUUACGAGGAUCUGGGUACAGGUCAUCGCACCUUCUAUCGACGACACUUCUGGCAGUGGGAGGCCGCCCUUCUACGAAAAGGAUGGAACCAUCUUUGGAAGUAUAGCCCGCAGGGUCCGGGUACUCCUAAGAUCGACCUCGCUCACGUUGCCAUUAAUCCCCAUUCACCAAUAGGCGAUGAUUUCCUCUUCAUCAUGAAGCAACUAGACGGCAGGGACGCAGAUUUCGUGCUUCAUAUCCAUCCAAAUGACAUAGCAUCCCGUUUGACGGAAGUGAACAAGACAACCCCUUCAGAGAAGCAGCAGGAUCACCAACAGGUUAUUCCCCUCAAAUCACAUCCGCGAAAAGCUCCUGUCUUUAAAUGGGCCAAGGCUAAAUGCUCAGGUCGUUCCCACAAAGACGAUAUCUGGGAGCUCAAUCUUGUCAAGGGCGAAAAGGUGAAGGUAUUGCAAGAGCAAGGGGACGUCUGGUGCGUGGUUGAAGAUACAAAGGGAAGGAAAGGAUGGGUUCCGCGUAUCUACCUUGACUUCAAGAUGCGCACUGCAAAUACCCCGGAGGAUGCUUACGCGUUGUGGAAGGAGAAGACGACCAAGGUCUUUAGCGAAGGUAAUGCAAAGUUGUUUCCAGAUCCCUCCUCUUUCAUGGAUCUCUGCACCAAACCCGAAUGCAGAAGGACUAAAAACGAUGGUAUGGUCCUCCAAAUCUGCAUUCACGACCUCGGUAUGUUGUUGGGCGGUUCCGGUCGUUAUUCGUACUCCUUCCUGAAGGAUGAGCGGAACCAAUGGCACCCUGACAAGUUCGCACGAUUCUGCCACCUGAAUCACCGUGAGGAGUUGAAAAAAAAGGCCGAAGAGCUCUUUGUCCUUAUAGGGUCUCUCAUGGACGCCAUGGAAAAGGAAAAGGGAAUCUUUGGCAUCUAG
Messenger RNA from Lindgomyces ingoldianus, 1932 nucleotides. RefSeq lists its product as uncharacterized. Bases 451 to 1932 code for a protein of 493 amino acids. The record is from RefSeq and is a predicted model, not a curated record. Lineage: Eukaryota; Fungi; Ascomycota; Dothideomycetes; Pleosporales; Lindgomycetaceae. Gene Ontology annotation, molecular function: protein binding. The transcript has 4 exons.